AUGAAGUCCCAUUACCCCUUUCCCAACCGGCAACUCUCGUAUGUGCUUCUUCUCCUUCUCUCUCUCUUAUCUCUCGCACUUUCCGAUCCUUUGCGUAUCAAUGUCGGUGGACCUUAUCUCGAUAAGAUUAGUUUCCGCUCUGACCUCACAACCUACCUCACUAACAAAGCAACAGUUACCGAGACUCUAAACCCGAACACCUUCACUAUUCCUGGAACAUGGGGGGCCGUAUAUCAUGGAUACCGUUGGGCAUCAUCUGGUAACCUCGAGUACAAGAUUCCGGUUGCCUCCCCAGGAACAUAUUCAGUCGCGGGUCUAUUUAUGGAAACAUACAAUGGAGCCCAGUCCCCCAAUUAUCGCGUCUUCAACAUCAAGAUCAAUGGUGUUACGAAGAAGACCAACGUUGACGUAUUCAAACAGCAAGGAUUUCAAAAACCCCUUUACAUCAAGUUUGAGAACAUCAAGCCCAGUGGAGGUUUCAUCACGUUUACUGUGGAACGAAUUAGCGGGAAGAAUAAUCCUAUGCUGAGUGGCCUUGUUAUGGAGGGGGCUGGGGUCGAUGCCAAGGUUGGAAAUGCAGGCCUUCCUGGUUCAGCAACAACAACAUCCAAACCUGCGUUCAAGGAUUCUCCUUCGUCAGGCUCCGGAGACCCGAUGUGUAAGACUGGCGUCUUUGGAAAGAACAACAACAAUGGUCAGAUCGCGUGCUGUAAGAAGGUCUGCGGGAAAUGCGGCGGUAACGAUUGCCACAAAUUUGCACCAGGAGAGAAUUGUUGUAUUUCCAGUGUGAAGGCCUUAGGUACCUCUUGUGAUGCGAAAGGUCCUCCUUGCAUUCCCUCUGCUGAUCUGAGUGCAGGUGGAGAUGUUGACAAUAAGGUCGCAACCACGCCAAACAAGCUUGCGUGUCCUGGUACGAGUAUUUUUGGCGUCAACGGCAAGGGAGAGUCUGCUUGUUGCCCAAAGGAGUGCGGGAAGUGCGGUGGAGAAGGUUGCGAUAGUUUCGCUCCUGGAAAGCUUUGCUGUAUCUCUGGUGUCUAUAAAAACGGCGCUUCAUGUGCGACUAAAGGGGCUCCGUGCAUUCCGACUGGCUCCUCGGGCGGGGGCCCGACACCGACGACUUCACCCCCGACCACAGGAUCUUCGACAUGCGCAAUUUCAGGAGCCACAACGAACUCCUUCCGCAUGAACGCUGGAGGAGGCGCUAUUGGGGUUGCCUCGAUGGGAGCUGAUAAUGCCCAAUACGUGACCAGUGCCAGCAAGGGUCUUGUCUUCUCCUCUCCCAUCAAAAAAAUUUCUGCAAAGUCAGGAAAAGCCUCAUGGGAUGGUGCUUACUCUAGCCACAGGUGGACUAAGGCUACGGUUCUAAGUUACAAGAUUCCGGUACCAGCAGGGAAGUACACUGUCAAGUUGUUGUUCGCGGAGACCUUUUUUGCGAAGCCCGGAGCCAGAAUCUUUGACGUAAUCAUUAAUGGUGCGAAGAAAAAGCAAUCUUUAGAUGUUUUCGCAUCCGUUGGGAAAAACAUUGGCCUUGUGCUCGAUUAUCCAAACGUGUCACCAGUUGGAGGCCAUAUUCAGGUAACACUUAGCAAGUCAGUUGAAAAUCCAAUGAUCUCUGGAAUCAUGAUUGAAGGAAACGGUGCUGGAUCAACUGCCGUAGGUGGCGGAUGCAGCACAGUUGGUGGAAAGGUUGUUAGUGACACUCUCAACGGAGGCUUCAACCAUCGAGCUCACUCUGUUCCUGGCGGACCCUACAUGGCCACGGACUUCGACAACAACGGGAAGGCAUCUAUUUCAUUUGAUGGAACCCAAUCUCACUCGCACUUCAACGAUCCUGGGCCACCUGCGGUCACAGGUGCCAUCGUAUCGUAUAAAUGGAGCUGGACUGAGGUUGUUGAUGGAAAGCAGAUGAAGAAGACCAACAACAACAAAUCUGGAGUGUUCACAGCCUCCUUCCCGCUGGGGAAAACGGUGGUCACCCUGGAGGUAGUUGAUUCAACAGGUGACGUUGCGACGGACUCGACCGUUGUCGAGGUGAAAGGGUCUGCAUCAAAUGGGGCGUACUGCUACUAUUAUGAUUAUGGCAAUUCCCUCUUUUCGACAGUUCCACUUCCCCUUCAGACAACGUCAAAGCCAAAAGCUCUUGUCGGGUCUGAGAAAGCAUCAAUCAACUUCAAGUCCUUGGCUAGUUUCGGCCCCUUUCCCUUCUCUGGAAACUCGUUUGCUGUGAGGUGCACGUUCUUCAUUGAUGCUCCAAAAACAGCUAAAUAUUCCUACAGCGUCCAACAUGAGGGGCCUUUCAAGCUAUAUCACUCCGGUGUAGUGAUGGGGCAGUCUAACUCAAAGGGAACCACAAAAACUUCUUCAAAAACGCUGAUAGCUGGUCUCAAUGCAUUCCAAUUGCUCUACUUUAGACCGAAGAAUGUCACUCCGAAGUUGAUAUUGUCUGAUUCCUCGGGACCACUCGCCUCGCCUGUUCUUCAGCAUGAUUCGUCAGCAACGAUUCCAGUCAUGAAGAGCUUAUCGAAGAGCUCCUCGUCUCCGACUGGAGGAGAAAACAUCCAAAUCAUCGGGUCUGGGUUUAUCAACGGCGUGUCAGUGAAAUUUGGAAGUGUAGAAGCAAGCAAUCUGAUUUCAUCAGACCCAGGAGUCUUGCAAGUGACUGUACCUCCAGGGUCCGGUGUUGUCCCUGUUACUGUUCACACCAACGCCGGUGUUUCGAAUGGUCUGCCAUUCACCUACAAGGCUAACUCUGGGGCCGCGCUAGACCAACCGGUGAUUUUUAAGCAAGAGAAGUUGAAAAAACCGGAUGGCAGCACCUUCAAAAUAUCACUUAUCACAUCGGCAGCAUAUGGACCGGAUGGGCGUCUUUAUCUUGGUAGCACAGCUGGAAAGGUAUAUGCACUGAAAGUUGACAAAAAUUUGAAAGUGCUUUCCGUUUGUGAGAAGCAGGUCGGAACGAAGAGAGCUGUCCUCGGAGUCGCUUUUAGUCCCUUUUCGAAUGGCUUGAAGAUGUUCUUCACGACGAGUGCUAUAUACUGGAAGGACAAGAAUCUCUUGAAUUUUGAGCAGGGAUGGACAAACGGGAAGAUUGAGACCAUUGUAUUUAAUCCCAACCAACUGUCCGGGGCCUCGUGUGCGUCUAACCAGGAAGCCUUAGUGACCGGACUUCCUGUGUCGAACCAUGACCAUGCUCUCAAUAAGCUCCAGUUUCUGCCGAAUGGAAAGCUCCUGGUUGGCGUUGGAGGCUUCACCAAUGGUGGAAUUUCGGUCCCUGGCAAGAAGCCGGUCCCGGGAGAUGCCAAUGAUGAUAAAUUGGGUGGCGUUGCUAGCAACCCGUUGUCGGCUGCAAUCGUGAUAUGUCCUGCCAACAAGAAAACUGAUAUCAAGUACAGCAACUACGCCAAUCCAGAAAAGGCCACAGUAAUCGCUGGAAAGGACUGUUCAGUGUACGCUUCUGGGUUGAGAAACUCGUUUGGAAUGACUUUGCACACAAAUGGAAAGCUCUAUGCUCUCGACAACGGGCCGAAUGCGGGCUUCGGUGAUUUCGCUACCAACUGCGUUGGAGGCAAGAAAUCUGCGCAGAACACCCCUGACAAGCUCUUCGUUGUUCAACCUGGAAAGUACCACGGCCAUCCAAAUCUUAACCGGAAAGAGUGCGCUCACUACCCGCCCUCUGCGGUUCAACCUCUUAUCGGAAAUAUCAAGAGCUCUACCAAUGGUAUCAUUGAGUAUAGAUCAAACACGUUUGGCGGUGACAUCAAGGGAAAUCUCUACCUGUCGAAGUUCUCUGUUCAGAAUAACGGACAAGUUGCUCAGGUCAAGCUAAGUGCAGGUGGGACGAAAGUGGCUGGGUACGCCUCUAAUUUCUUAGGCUUCUCCGGUCUCAGUCUUGUCGAGGGCCCACGGGGUGAGCUUAUCAUGCCACGUGUGUACCAAGCGGAAAUUGUUGUUGCCAAACCCAGCUAUCCUGCCCCGAAGGUUACUUUCAUGCUUGGUGUCAUGCCAAGACAUGGACCUGCUUCUGGAGGUACGAAGGUGUUAAUUUCGGGACACAACUUUGGCAACUCACCGCAAGCGACGUUCGGUGGAAAGAAAUGUACCAAUGUUGUUUCAAUUGAUGAUGACGCUUUCACAUGUAUAACGCCAUCGCAAUCGAAAAAUCAGAAGGUUCCUGUUGUCGUGCAAGGAGCUGUCGGAAAUUCACCAUCGUAUGGAUCUGAUUUUUGGUACAUGUAA
This is a messenger RNA of Chondrus crispus (carragheen), 4236 nucleotides long. RefSeq lists its product as hypothetical. Gene Ontology annotation, cellular component: membrane. The record is from RefSeq and is a predicted model, not a curated record. Gene Ontology annotation, molecular function: carbohydrate binding. Lineage: Eukaryota; Rhodophyta; Florideophyceae; Gigartinales; Gigartinaceae. The transcript has a single exon. Bases 1 to 4236 code for a protein of 1411 amino acids.